AUGUGGCCUUCCAGCAGCACAUGGAUGCUGCAUCAAGGCUGUACAUCCCAGGGGCUUUGGGAACACUGGGACAGGGCCCUGUUCAUGGGGUUUCUCUCACAGGUUGGGCACGAGCCACUACCUCCAACCAUUGGGAGAAAUGUGCUGGGAAGGAAAGUCCUGUACUUGCCAGGCUUCUUCACCUACGCCAGACACAUUGUGGAAGUGGAUGGGAAAAGAGGCCUCUUCCGUGGGCUGACUCCUCGCCUCAUCUCAAGCACUUUAUCAACCAUCACCAGGGGGAGUGUGAAGAAGGCUUUUCCACUGGAAGACAUGGAGCAUGUGUCUAACAAGGAUGAUGUGAAAACUUCCCUUAGGAAAGUGGUCAAAGAGACGUCUCACGAGAUGAUGAUGCAGUGUGUGUCCAGGGUUGUCUCACAUCCGCUGCACGUGAUCUCCAUGCGCUGCAUGGUCCAGUUCGUAGGCCGAGAAGUCAAAUACAGUGGUGUGUUCAGUGCCAUUGGCAGGAUAUUUAAGGAAGAAGGGAUCCUGGGAUUCUUUGUUGGGUUAGUCCCUCACAUCCUGGGGGAUGUCAUCUUCCUCUGGUGCUGCAACCUCUUGGCUCACUUCAUCAACACCUAUGCAGUGGACGAUAACUUCAGCCAAGCAUCAGUGAUCCGGAGCUACACGAAGUUUGUGAUGGGGAUUGCUGUGAGCAUGCUGACGUACCCAUUCCUUCUUGUGGGAGAUCUCAUGGCAGUGAACAACUGUGGGUUGCGUGCUGGGCUCCCUCCCUACGCUCCUGCCUUUGCAUCCUGGAUCCACUGCUGGAGGUAUCUCAGUGCUCAGGGACAGCUGUUCCGUGGCUCCAGCCUGUUGUUCCGCAGGGCUCCAAUCCCUGCUGCCUCCUUCCCCAUCGACUGA
Molecule: messenger RNA, 903 nt
Organism: Acanthisitta chloris (rifleman)
Lineage: Eukaryota; Metazoa; Chordata; Aves; Passeriformes; Acanthisittidae
Product: mitochondrial carrier homolog 1-like
Exons: 11
Coding region: 1-903 (300 amino acids)
Biological process (GO): positive regulation of apoptotic process
Cellular component (GO): mitochondrion; membrane
Source: RefSeq, a predicted model, not a curated record